Molecule: messenger RNA, 741 nt
Organism: Coregonus clupeaformis (lake whitefish)
Lineage: Eukaryota; Metazoa; Chordata; Actinopteri; Salmoniformes; Salmonidae
Product: mastermind-like protein 3
Exons: 2
Coding region: 112-576 (154 amino acids)
Source: RefSeq, a predicted model, not a curated record
CUUGAUUUGAUUAAUUGCUUGGUCAGCUGAUUGAUUGAUUAUCCCACCAAUAAGAACUUAUCACUGAUCUCCCUCCCCCCUCUCUCUCUUUAGGAACAAGGUGUGGUGGGAAUGUCGCGGCAGCCCGGUGCCGUCCCGCCCCCUCACCCUGCCGGGGGUGUGGCCUCUGGCGCAGGGCCCAAUCAGGGCGCAGGGGCCCCUCCCGGUUACCUGGGCAACCAGCAGCAGGCGGCCAUGAUGAAACAGAUGAUGGUGAUGGAGCAGGAGAAGAGAGUCCAGCUCCACAUGAUGGAACAACAGAAACAACAGCUAAUGAGAGAGCAGAGACAACAACAACAACAACAACAACAACUACUGGCUGAACAGCUCCAGCAGCAGCAGCAGCAGCAGCAGCAGCAUCUCCCCAGACAGAUGGUCCAGGGUCAGAGAAACCCCUACCCCCAGGUCAACCAGUACCAAGGUAACAUAUUAUACACCCCUACCCCCAGGUCAACCAGUACCAUUAUACACCCCUACCCACAGGUCAACCAGUACCAUUAUACACCCCUACCCCCAGGUCAACCAGUACCAAGGUAACAUAUUAUACACCCCUACCCCCAGGUCAACCAGUACCAUUAUACACCCCUACCCACAGGUCAACCAGUACCAUUAUACACCCCUACCCCCAGGUCAACCAGUACCAUUAUACACCCCUACCCCCAGGUCAACCAGUACCAUUAUACACCCCUACCCACAGGUCAA